Chrysemys picta bellii (western painted turtle) is the source of this 3252-nucleotide messenger RNA. The record is from RefSeq and is a predicted model, not a curated record. NCBI's taxonomy places the organism in Eukaryota, Metazoa, Chordata, Testudines, Emydidae.
UCUCUGGUUCCAGUCCCUGUGGGGUACCGGCUCUGUGGGGAUAAUAAAGCCCCCGGAUUCCCCUCUGUGCCCGGCACUCCCUGUGUCUCUGCAUUAGGAGCUGCCCCCAGGAGAGGAAACCAGAGCAUCUGUUAGCAUUUAUUGUGGGGUGCCCCCUUGCUGGGGCCCAGCCCUGAGUCACCCCUGUCCUGCACAGUGCCCCCAGCACCAGCAGUGACUGCGAGGGCAGAGUGCCCCGCCCCAUUCCCUGCACCCCACGGUUUUAGCUGUGGAAGUGCUUUGCUCGCUGCUGGAGUCAGCCUCUGCUCUUGUGUGCACAUGCUGUCCCGUCCUGUCUGAGCCCCUGGGUGCUCUCCUGCCCCGCACGCUCCCUGCAGCACCCUGCCCCGGUGCAAGGGCACAUUCCCGUGGGUGCCUUCGACCCUGCACCUAGCGGGGGGGAGAGGCUCAGCCCAGGCUGCCGGGGCAGGGGUGUGAAAUAUUCCCAGCUCCUGCCAAUGGAAACAGCUGGAGCCCCGGGAAGAUGGAAGGGCUGGGCGCUGGCUGGGCCAGGCACGUCUGCUGAGCCCCCCACCCCUGGAAGUGACCCUUUGAGUGCACUGCCUCUGGGGAAGGGUCCUGGCUAACAAAGGGCUGAUCGCAGGCACAGGACCCCCUUACUUCCCUCUGCAGGACACUGGUUCCAGCCUGCCCAGUCUCCCUGGCUCGGGCAGGAACAGGGCGUGCCAGGCAUGAGCCUUUGCUCAGGGGGUGGGCACAACUGGGCUGCGUCCCGGGCUGGGCACCCAUCUGCCCUGAGAGCCAGGAGGCCCACGGUCAAGCAAUGAAAAGCCGGCCGCCAGGACUCCUAGGUUCCCUCCCCAGCUCUGGGAGGGCACGGGGGCUGGAUGGGGAUCAGGACUCCUGGGUUCUGCACUCACUGUCUCCUCGUGCCAGCCCCUCGCCCUGUGGCCUUGCCAGGCCGCUUGUGGUUUUGCUGGGAAGGGGGGUGGCCACCACAGCAGGAAGUGUCCCCACACUCUCCCGCCCCCAGGGCCUCACACAUCCUCCCCACCACCCCCUCGCAGUCCUCUGUGGCUGCGAGCGGCGGGCUCUGUGCAGCGAUAAGCCCGUGGAGGGGAAGCUGCUCACCGUGGGGCUGAGCACAGCCACUCGUGACACUGGUGUCAGCCAGGAACUUCCCCUCCUCGCUUGCCAGCCCUCACACGGAGCCUCCCUGGUCCUGCUCCGCUGCACUGAACCAGCGUGAGGCGAGGAGGGGGCUGCUGGGCCCCCAGCCCCUCACUGGCAGCAACACAAGGGAGCCGGGAUGGACGACAUCUUCACGCAGUGCCGGGAGGGCAACGCCGUGGCUGUGCGCCUCUGGCUGGACAACACUGAGAACGACCUCAACCAGGGGGACGACCACGGAUUCAGCCCCCUGCACUGGGCCUGCCGUGAGGGCCGCUCCACCGUGGUGGACAUGCUCAUCAUGCGGGGGGCCCGUAUCAACGUCAUGAACCGCGGCGACGACACCCCGCUGCAUCUGGCGGCCAGCCACGGGCACCGGGACAUUGUGCAGAAGCUGAUACAGUUCAAGGCAGACAUCAAUGCAGUGAACGAGCAUGGGAACACGCCGCUGCACUACGCCUGCUUCUGGGGGCACGACCAGGUGGCCGAGGACCUGGUGAGCAACGGGGCCCUCAUCAGCAUCUCCAACAAAUAUGGCGAGAUGCCUGUGGACAAGGCCAAGGUACCACUGCGCGAACUGCUGAAAGAGCGUGCAGAGAAGCUGGGCCAGAGCCUGACCAAGAUCCCCUACAAGGACACCUUCUGGAAGGGCACCACCCGCACGCGGCCCCGAAACGGGACCCUGAACAAACUGGCCGGCAUAGACUUCAAGCAGCUGAGCCUGGGCCACAAACUCAACGAGAACCAGUCAGGAGAGCUGUGGAAGGGGCGCUGGCAGGGCAACGACAUCGUUAUCAAAGUGAUGAAAAUUCGGGACUGGACAACGCGGAAAAGCCGAGACUUCAACGAGGAGCAUCCCAAGCUCCGGAUCUUCUCACACCCCAAUGUUCUGCCAGUGCUGGGGGCCUGCCAGUCGCCCCCCGCCCCGCACCCCAUCAUCAUCACGCACUGGAUGCCCUACGGCUCCCUCUACAACGUCUUACACGAGGGGACGAACUUUGUGGUGGAUCAGAUGCAAGCAGUGAAGUUUGCCCUGGACAUCGCCCGGGGCAUGGCCUUCCUGCACACACUGGAGCCCCUCAUCCCACGCCACAAUCUCAACAGCCGCAGCAUCAUGAUCGACGAGGACAUGACGGCGCGUAUCAGCAUGGCUGAUGUGAAGUUCUCCUUCCAGUGCCCAGGCAGGAUGUAUGCCCCAGCCUGGGUGGCACCUGAGGCACUGCAGAAGAAGCCAGAGGAAAUCAACCGGCGCUCGGCCGACAUGUGGAGCUUUGCGGUGCUGCUGUGGGAGCUGGUGACACGCGAGGUGCCCUUCGCAGACCUGUCCAACAUGGAGAUCGGCAUGAAGGUGGCACUGGAGGGGCUACGCCCAACCAUCCCGCCUGGCAUCUCCCCACACAUCUGCAAGCUGAUGAAGAUCUGUAUGAAUGAGGACCCUGCGAAACGGCCCAAGUUCGACAUGAUCGUCCCCAUCCUGGAGAAGAUGCAGGAGAAAUAGGGGCCAGCCCCCCUGCUGCUUGCUGCUGCCAAGCUGCCCCCGCCCCCUCCAAGUGCCUUCAGGAGGUGCCCCGCCCUUCCCAGCAGGCGGUGCUGGUGCUUUCCCAGACCCCGCAACCUGAGCCGGCCACAGACACAUGGUACGGAUGGUGCUGUCUCCCCUGGAGCCGCCCUGCAAGCUUCCUGCUCCAGCCACCAACCCUGAGGCUCCCAGGACCCACUGCAUAGCAGCCACCUCCAUCCUCCCCCAAGCUGUGGGUACAGGCUGGCGGCCCUGGGGCCUGGCCUGAGCCAGCACCUGCUAGGGGGUGAGGGUGGCUACUAGUCACAGGGCUAGGGUCAGGCCUCUGAGCCACCCAGCACCUUAUACCUCUCCUCACUCUCACGGGCACAGAACGACACCCCACCCCUCUUUAUAUUAUAUAUAAAUUACCCUCAUCCCAGUGCCCUCCCCGCAGGACAGGGCCUCACUUGUCUGCCUGCCCCUAGUGCUGCUCUGGCUUUGUGCUUCACCUUUUUAAGUAAUUUCCAGCCAGGCCACAUGGAAGAGCUGCCAGCAUCUGAAAUAAACAUUUGUUAUGAAAA